AUGGCACAGAAGACAAGUGUUGUUGUUACUGGUGGAGCCUCCGGAAUUGGGCUGGGAAUAACACGACACCUCCUUGCUAAGCCCGAAACACACGUUACAAUCUUGGAUGUGAACCCAGCCACUAGUGUUAAUACCCUCGGAUUGCUGAGCACCGAGUUCCCAGCGGCAAGUAUUUCCUUUGAGCAAUGCGAUGUCUCUUCGUGGGAAAGCCAAGCGGCUGUCUUCAAGAAGGUAUAUACCGAGCGAGGUAGAAUCGAUGUUGUUUUUGCAAAUGCGGGAAUCAGCGAAAGGGGAAACUUGCUACCAGAGGAAGAUGUUGAUGAGCCAUCCAAGCCGGAUCUGGCAACGCUAAAUGUCAACUUUAUCGGUGUUAUUUAUUCUGUCCGCCUGUCGAUCUUCUACAUGUCCAAGAAUGCUGGUAGUGGAUCUACUUCGAAUGGCCUUAUCGUCUGCACUGCUUCGAAUGCUGGUCUAUACCCAUUCCCAGUUGCACCCAUGUACGGUGCUACAAAGGCAGGCGUGGUGAAUCUUGUGCGAUCGCUCGAGCAACAUCUGGCUCCCAAGAAGAUUCGCAUUAAUGCAUUAGCACCAUCUGUCAUAGAAACCAAUAUUGCGGCUAGUGCGGAUCUUUUUAAGGCUAUGAUCCUCACUCCCAUGUCUACUGCGAUCAAUUCUGUCGCGCAGUUCAUCGAGGAUGAAUCUUUGUCUGGCAAAAUUGCAGAAUUGCAUGGCGAGCAUGUUACUUUCGCUGAGCCGCCCGACUUUGUUGAUGAGGACACGCGCAAGAAUUUGCAGUCCUUUUGGAAUUUAGGACAUGCAUGA
Messenger RNA from Penicillium taxi, 822 nucleotides. Its product is annotated as putative short chain dehydrogenase/reductase. The transcript is spliced from 4 exons. Gene Ontology annotation, molecular function: oxidoreductase activity, acting on the CH-OH group of donors, NAD or NADP as acceptor. Bases 1 to 822 code for a protein of 273 amino acids. Gene Ontology annotation, cellular component: cytoplasm. The record is from RefSeq and is a predicted model, not a curated record. NCBI's taxonomy places the organism in Eukaryota, Fungi, Ascomycota, Eurotiomycetes, Eurotiales, Aspergillaceae.